This is a messenger RNA of Syzygium oleosum, 1255 nucleotides long. Its product is annotated as F-box/kelch-repeat protein At3g06240-like. The record is from RefSeq and is a predicted model, not a curated record. Lineage: Eukaryota; Viridiplantae; Streptophyta; Magnoliopsida; Myrtales; Myrtaceae. Gene Ontology annotation, molecular function: protein binding. Bases 21 to 1160 code for a protein of 379 amino acids. The transcript has a single exon.
CUUCUCAAACCCUAACCACGAUGCGUUCCUCCGAUGAUGACGGCGACCCGAAACUCCCUCACGACAUUGUCGUCGAGGUCCUGAAGCGGUUGCCGGUGAAAUCUCUCCUCCGAUGCAGGUGCGUUUGCCGGUCAUGGCGUUCCACCAUGGACGACCCUCGUUUCGUGGCCCUCCACUUGAGCCACUCCGCUCUCGAUGCCUCCAAUUGCUAUCUUGUGUGCCUAGAUUGGUGCCGUCACCUGUGCUCUCUGUUUUCCAACGAGUCUCUUACCCUGCCUUCCCGGUCCCAAAUCGAGGUUCCGUUUGUGACUCCUGCCGGCCGUUAUGAUUUCGUUGGUUCGUGUAAUGGUUUGAUCUGCAUCGCAGAACUUUCCAGAAAUGGCUUUAGUCAAGCGAUGUAUUUGUGGAAUUUGUUCACCGGAAAGCACAAGGCGGUUCCGCAAUCCGGUCUGGGCCAUCAGUUUUUCUCCAUGGAGACUGCUUAUGAAUCUCUAGGGUUCGGCUUCGACGCUGGGUCCAAUGACUAUAAGAUUGUGAAGAUUCUCUGUUUUGAAGAUGAUAAUGGCCAAUGCUUUGGUGGUCCAAAUCCUCGAGUCGAGAUUUAUUCACUCAGUACAGAUUCGUGGAGAAGUUUGGAGUGUGAGGUUCCUGUUUUCUACGACAAUGGAUCCGCGGUCUUCUUGAAUGGGAAUCUGCCCUGGAUUGCUUUCAAGUUCGAUGUUGUGUGGGAUGAGGGUAGAUAUGGAUCAAUGGUCUUGUUCGAUGUCGCUGGUGAGGUGUUUGAUGAAAUGGAUCUUCCGGAAGAGAUUCUUCACAUGGACAAUGGCGGUUUAAUAGCGUAUGUGGCAGUGGUAAAUGACUUGCUGGCUGUGUUUGUUAAUAUCAUUGAUGCAGUUAUGCAUCCUGAAUCACAUUCCAUUUGUUCGGUUUGGGUUACGAGGGAGUACGGCGUGCUUGAGUCUUGGACUAAGCUGAAUUCUUUCGAGGCUUGUGGACUAGUAACUGGAUUUGAUGGCUUCGCAAGGAAUGGCGAGCCUCUGAUGGAAAUAAAUGAAGAAGAACGAGUUUCUUGGGAUCCAAUCACCGGACAUUGCGCAAAUCUCCCGCUAUCGACGCAAUGCAAGUUGGUUACUGUCAUAGAGAGUCUCGUUUCACCUUAGAGGUGAUUUGGUACCGGCUACAUUUACCGGUAUGACAGAUUGAUUCUGCUUGUAGAAUAGUCGAAAGAGACAUCUGAAUUUAGAAGAAUUGGUCU